Molecule: messenger RNA, 234 nt
Organism: Porites lobata
Lineage: Eukaryota; Metazoa; Cnidaria; Anthozoa; Scleractinia; Poritidae
Source: the annotation of a GenBank genome assembly
AUGGAUAGAAUGUACCUUCCUAGAAAUGAGGGUUACAGGGGCUUGAGCCAACUGGAAACGGCCCAUAAAACAGCUACAAUACGCUUAGAUACUUGCUUUAACACCAAAAAUGACCCCCUUCUCGUGAUUGCUAAAGAGCAUCAAAAAAACAAAACAAAACAAAAAAAGAACAAAGAAAAAGUACUCCGUACCUAGCCAGGCUACAAUGUUAAAAGAGAGCUCAACUUCCCUUAA